Molecule: messenger RNA, 1636 nt
Organism: Myotis davidii
Lineage: Eukaryota; Metazoa; Chordata; Mammalia; Chiroptera; Vespertilionidae
Gene: GAL3ST2
Product: galactose-3-O-sulfotransferase 2
Exons: 4
Coding region: 125-814 (229 amino acids)
Biological process (GO): glycoprotein biosynthetic process; glycolipid biosynthetic process
Cellular component (GO): membrane
Molecular function (GO): galactosylceramide sulfotransferase activity
Source: RefSeq, a predicted model, not a curated record
GAGCUUCUCUGGGAAUCAAAUUCAUACUCUGCAAGGGGCCACAUGCAGCCUGUGGCUGGGGCAGGAGCCGGCAGGGAGCCUGAACCCACCUGCCCUGCUGUGCCAGCUCCUAGGACCCGCCAGCAUGCUGCUGUCCCGGCUGGGCCGCAUGCAGAGGCGCUUCUGGACCUUCCUCCUCCUGACCCUGCUCCUGCUCCUGCUGGUUGGCCUCCUGCAUGUGGACGUGGAAAUGCUCACACCCCUACUCCGGGGCCAGACUGAGGGGCUGCCCGUCACCAACAUCAUGUUUCUCAAGACGCACAAGACCGCCAGCAGCACGGUGCUCAACAUCCUCUUCCGUUUUGCUGAGAGGCACAACCUGUCGGUGGCGCUGCCAGUCGGCUCGCGCUUCCACCUGGGCUACCCCUGGCUCUUCCUGGCGCGCUACGUGGAGGGCGUGGAGCAGGAUGGCCCACAGCGGCACUUCAACAUCAUGUGCAACCACCUGAGGUUUAACCUGCCCGAGGUGUGGCUGGGGGCGUGCCCUCUGCAGGUGGGAGAUGGGGCGCUUCGGGCGCGGCGGCGCGAGCUGGAAGCCCUGUGCCUGCAGGACAGCGCGCCCAAGAACAAGACGCAGAUCACCGACCGCAGGCUGCAGCCGUUCCAGUCCGGGGAGGCCAGCAUCCUGGGCUACAACCUCAGGCAGGGCUUGGACAACGAGACGCUGCGCAUGUGUCAGCGGAUGGUCAUGCCCGAGCUCCAGUACAUGGCCCACUUGUACACCCUGCAGUUCCCCGAAAAGCCCCCCAAGGACAUCCCCUUCCUGAAGGCAUAGCCCCUCCGUUUGAUGCCGGAGCCUCUGCUGUCACGUUGGGAGGCCCUGGGCACGGCCUCAGGCUCAUGGCUGGGCUCCUGGGAUUACAGCUGCCCACUCACAGUGUCCAGUGAGGAAAACUGCAGGAGGAGCUCAUGUUGGACGCAGUCCCAGAAGAGAGCCUGUUUGUUGUUCGAGGGGAGGGACUGAGGGCACCCUGCCUGGCAGGACAUGAUUCCUGGCUGCUCGGGGCCCAGCGGUGCGAGUGGGAUGCACACAGUCAGUGUCAUAUGCCCUUCAAAACACGUGGUGCCCCGAGCGCUGGAGGAGUAGCUGCUCUCACAGCUCAGCCUGGAGGCUCAGCCUGGCCAGCCCGGUGCUGGGGGCCCUUCCUUUCCCCUCAGGGCCUCCAGCUCAGAGGACCUGGCAGCUGGGCUGGGCACCUGCAGCGGGUGCUCCUGUGUGUAGGUAUGUCCACACUUUUCAGGUGAAUCAGCAUUUCAAAGAAGGGAGCCCCCCAAAUGAUCAGAACAGGAGGCAGCCGCUCCCUGGAACACUGGGAACUGAGGACGUGGCCAUUGCCUUCUCCCAGGAGGGGCAAACUUUUCCAAAGUGAUUUUUCAGCCACAGAGCAGGGCACACAACAAGCUUUCCUAGUACCAUGGCUUGUUAGGAGGACACUCUACACGGUGCUACCACCAGGUGACCUCAGCUCCUUAGGAAAACCUGGUCCAGUUAAGACAGGUCAGUAAGCCAGGGAAAGUAGAAGCGGAAAAUUGAGACAAAUAUUUAAAUGACCUAGCAGUUUACAGCCAGCUUGUAAAUCGCAAAAUCCUAUAUUCC